AUGGGAGACGACCCUGUGAACUUUAUGGCUGCCCUGGAAAACAUGGCUGCGGCUAUGCAAGCAACAGCCGAAGCGCUAGGGAAUCAAGCUGGAAAUGGGAAUGCCGCUAAUGGGGAUAAUGGGCUAAUGAUGGUUGCAACUUUUCUGACGAUACAUCUACCGAUCUUCGGAGGAACCAAGAACCCCACUGAGGCCGAUAACUGGUUUCAAGCAAUCGAGCGGGCUUUACAAGCACAACAAGUCCUUGAAGAUCAGCGUGUUGAGUUUGCAACUUAUCAGUUAGUGGGUGAAGCUCACUUGAACGCCGCUGCAACCACCGCGUGUUAUCGUCUUCAAAUCGCCGCCGUUGAAGUCGCGAACAGAGAUCGCGCGCAAGGGAAAUCGUCGAGGAGCUUCCGUCGUCGCCGCGUGCUGGGCUCGCCGUCGUUCUGCCCGCGCAGUUGCUGCGUUGCCGGAGCUCCUCGCUGCCGCUGCUGGCCCCGGAAACCGCCUUUCAAGCCUGUGUCUGUUGGUUCCAUUGUAGGUCUAAACUUUGCUGUUUAUGAGUCUUUGAAAGAUUGGUUAGUUAAAUCCAAUCCAUUUGGUCUAGUGCAAGAUUCUGAGUUGAGUGUGACAACUCGCCUGAGUCAAUGGAUUACUAUAAUCAGAAAUGAUGUGUUGAUGGAAAAGGACUUGUUCUGCCCAGUCAGAUUGGAAGCUGUGAAACAUUUUGGUCCUGGUCCUAGUGUUCCUCACAGCCAUACCAAGCCUUAUGUACGAUCUAAGGGAAGGAAGUUUGAGAGGGCUAGAGGAAGAAAGAACAACAAAGGACUUGGUGUUUAAGUUGUAUUGUUUCUGUAUUUUUCUACCGUUUUUAGUUUUGGAAUUUGAACUCGAAAUUUAUUUUGUAUUUGAAUAUUAGUUUAUUAAUGUAUAAAAUAAUU
This is a messenger RNA of Arachis duranensis, 923 nucleotides long. RefSeq lists its product as uncharacterized. Gene Ontology annotation, biological process: translation. Bases 1 to 822 code for a protein of 273 amino acids. NCBI's taxonomy places the organism in Eukaryota, Viridiplantae, Streptophyta, Magnoliopsida, Fabales, Fabaceae. The transcript has 4 exons. Gene Ontology annotation, cellular component: cytosolic large ribosomal subunit; ribosome. Gene Ontology annotation, molecular function: RNA binding; structural constituent of ribosome. The record is from RefSeq and is a predicted model, not a curated record.